UAUUGUGCAGGAGACACCGAUGCGCGUCGGUUUUAGGCCGAAUUUUUAUUCCAAUUUUAAAUUUAAGCGCUUUUGAACGUUUUGUCGUUUACUAGACCGUAAUUAUUAUAGUUUUAGUGCAUUAUUGUGGUGUAUUUUCUUUGUGAAAGUCGUUGAAGAUUGUUUUCUCGUGCGAGUGUGUGAACAAAAUGGCGGCCGACCCGCAUCAAUCGACAUCUGCAAUGAAUUACGCGUUUAUGAGUCCCGAUGUGUACAAUGUGAAGUUCAAAGAAACUAUGCACAUAAUAUCCCGUGUCGUGCAGCAAUGUACCGAGGAACAGUCUAAUACACCACUCCCUUGCAACGAUUAUUUGCAAAGAGCAUCGAAGUAUACAGGUUUUGACACGAAAAUGUUGGCAAAAUAUGCAAACUCCGAUGAUCCGCACGUGAUACUUAAGUAUCAGGAGGCAGACAGGAAUAUUAUAUAUCAGGAACUGUCUAAUUUCUACUUGAAUAAAAAAAUCAUGCCUACAACGAGGCAGUUAUUCGACGCGUUAUAUGAAAAGAUACCUGUGUACAUAGACAUUCGUAACUUCCGCAAGUUGCUUGUAAAAAUGGGGUAUGCGUGGAAAGAGAUAGUGCCUUACGGACUUGUGAUUAUGGAAAAACCAGCUGUCACCUACGAAAGGUAUCACUACUUGAAGAAAAUCAUGGAAUACCGCAAAGAAGAAUUGCCUAUAUUCUUUGUUGAUUUAAGAUGUGAAAAUGGGAAAAAAGCAGGGCCCUUAUAUUUCCUAUAUGCUGUGUCAAAAUGUAGCAUUCAAGCCAUAGACACGUACGAAUUUAAUCAAGAUUUGAAUUUCGAGAAAUGGGUUGAAAAGAGCCUCCUCCCCAUUAUACCACCAAACAGUGUGAUAGUGAUGCAUAACGCGUAUUAUAACAAUGAACAAAUCAGGAAAGUUCCGACUAUUAACAGUUACAAACAAGAUAUGAUAGAAUGGCUUGAAUAUAACAAUAUACCUUGCAGCCGAAGCUUGUCGAAGACAGAACUUUACACUUUGGUUGAAAAAUACACGAAUUGUAAUGAGAAACUGUAUAAAAGCGAUGUUUUAAUUAAGAAUCACGGACAUAAAGUUUUGAGAAUACCGAAAUGCAUAAAGGAAGUAGCCCCGACACGUCUAGUGUCAGAAGCGGUGACAAAAACUGUUCUGACGAAAAAUCCGAAGAUCAUUACGACGCUAUUGCAAGACAUACCAAUGGACUGGCUUAAGAAAUACGACCAAUUUAUAGCGGAGCAGGAAAGGAUAAUAUUUGAGAAUGAUAUGAAGAUUGAUAGUAUUAUUGACGACUUGUGCGAAACGAUGAAACGUUUCAAUACAAAAGCUGAUCCGGACUCUGAUUUGCCUUCUUGUAGCGAUUCUGAAUAAAAAGAAAUAGGGCUAUUUAUUUAAUGCCAUCACUUAAAAUUGUUUCCUAUAAAAUUGAAAUUGAGACAACUUUACGUAAUAACAUAACACAUAACAUAAACCACCGCAAGAUGAAGAUGAUUGUGAUUACG
This is a messenger RNA of Pectinophora gossypiella (pink bollworm), 1537 nucleotides long. RefSeq lists its product as uncharacterized. The record is from RefSeq and is a predicted model, not a curated record. The coding region runs from base 189 to 1406 and encodes 405 amino acids. The transcript has a single exon. NCBI's taxonomy places the organism in Eukaryota, Metazoa, Arthropoda, Insecta, Lepidoptera, Gelechiidae.